AUGGAUGGGUCUAACAUGCCUUUCGACUCAAUGGAUGAAGAUAGCGACGAGGAAUUUGAUGAUGAAAUAAAUAUGAUAUUGGUUGUGCUAGACAUAUCAGACAACGAUGAAAACACCAAAAUGCCGGCACACAACUUGCCAUUACAAGGGGCCAUGUAUAUAACAUGCAUGCUGAACGGUAACCCAAUGUCGUAUAAGGAAAUGUUUCGUAUGGAGCCACUGGAGUUUAUAGCUUUGUGUAGUGAGUUGAGGGAGCGCCAACUCAUGAGGAGUACAAGGUACCUUGAUGUUGAGGAAAGUAUGGCUAUAUUUCUUAUGAUUAUUGGCCACAGCCAGAGGCAACGAGUCAUGUUAGAUCGCUUUCAACAUUCUACUGAGAUAGUAAACCGCCAUUUCAAGACGGUGCUUGGUGCAGUGGGUCGUCUGGCGAUGAUUUACAUUAGAGUUCGACACAAGACUGUGGUGUACUCACAUGUAAGCGGUAAUCCUAAAUAUCAUCCUUGGUUCAAGGAUUGUAUUGGUGCGAUCGAUGGCACACACAUAAAGGCGAAAGUCCCGGUCGAGCACCAAUGCCUCUUUCGUGGUCGGAAAAAUGAGUGCACACACAACGUUAUGGCAAUAUGCAAUUUCAAUAUGUUAUUCAUGUUCGUGUAUGUUGGCUGGGAGGGAACAACCAACGAUGGUCACAUUUUUAAAGAUGCUAUUACAAGUGACAACGGUCAUGAGUGGCCCACAAAUGGGCACUAUUAUGUGGUUGAUUCCGCGUACCCAUGCACGCGUGGUUUUUUGCCUCCAAAUAAAGGAAAAAGGUACCAUCUCAACGCGUUUCGCAACAGGCUUUUGCCACGUGGGUAUAAGGAACUGUUUAACUUCAGGCACUCAUCGCAGCGAAUGAUCAUCAAGAACUGCUUCGCCAGAUUGAAGAGGAGAUGGCGUAUAUUAAAUGGUAUGCCUGGGUACUUAUUGGUGCAUCAACCUACCAUUAUAAUGGCAUGCUGCACACUACACAACUUCAUCGGGGUACACAAUCCGAAUGAUGAAAUCUUCAAUGGCACUGAUGCAGCAGAACCAGAAAUGGACGUCGAUUAG
Alnus glutinosa is the source of this 1089-nucleotide messenger RNA. Its product is annotated as protein ALP1-like. The record is from RefSeq and is a predicted model, not a curated record. Bases 1 to 1089 code for a protein of 362 amino acids. The transcript is spliced from 3 exons. Lineage: Eukaryota; Viridiplantae; Streptophyta; Magnoliopsida; Fagales; Betulaceae.